Molecule: messenger RNA, 1365 nt
Organism: Penicillium lagena
Lineage: Eukaryota; Fungi; Ascomycota; Eurotiomycetes; Eurotiales; Aspergillaceae
Gene: aspB
Product: septin AspB
Exons: 3
Coding region: 1-1365 (454 amino acids)
Biological process (GO): cytoskeleton-dependent cytokinesis
Cellular component (GO): cell division site; septin complex; septin ring
Molecular function (GO): GTP binding; molecular adaptor activity; GTPase activity
Source: RefSeq, a predicted model, not a curated record
AUGGCUUCGCCGACUGCGAAUGGAUCCCCGGUCGCGUCCCGGGACUCGCCCACGCCCAGCAGCGGCAAGGAGUCGCCUUUUGUUGAGCGCAGCAACCCCAUGGGCUCAGGCAUUGCCCAGACUGUUAGCUCCCGCGACCCCAAGGCCGUCGCUCAGGCCGCUUCCGACAUGAAGAACGUCGUCCGCCGCAAGCUGACUGGUUACGUUGGCUUUGCCAACCUGCCCAACCAGUGGCACCGCAAGAGUGUUCGCAAGGGUUUCAACUUCAACGUCAUGGUUGUUGUCGACCCUUGUCAACACCCUGUUCAACACCUCCCUGUACCCCCCAAGGAGCGCACCGGACCCAAUGCCGACAUCAUCCCCAAGACCGUGUCGAUCCAGUCGACUAGCGCCGACAUUGAGGAGAACGGCGUGCGUCUGCGCCUGAGCGUCAUUGACACCCCCGGAUUUGGCGACUUUGUCAACAACGACGACUCGUGGCGCCCCAUUGUCGAGAACAUCGAGCAGCGCUUCGAUACCUACCUGGAGGCCGAGAACAAGGUCAACCGCAGCAACAUUGUCGACAACCGCAUCCACGCAUGCGUGUACUUCAUUCAGCCCACCGGCCACUCCCUGAAGCCCCUGGACAUUGAGGUGAUGCGCCGUCUGCACACCAAGGUCAACCUGAUCCCCGUCAUUGCCAAAGCGGAUACCCUGACCGAUGAGGAGGUGGCGCUCUUCAAGCAGCGCAUCCUGGCCGACAUCCAGGCCCACUCGAUCCAGAUCUUCGAGGGCCCUCGCUACGAGCUGGACGACGAGGAGACCAUUGCCGAGAACCAGGAGAUCAUGUCCAAGGUUCCCUUUGCCGUUGUCGGUGCCAACUCGGAGGUCACCGCCGCGGAUGGCCGUCGCGUGCGUGGCCGUAGCUACCCGUGGGGUAUCAUCGAGGUGGACAACGAGGAGCACUGCGACUUCGUCAAGCUGCGCCAGAUGCUCAUCCGCACCCACAUGGAGGAGCUCAAGGAGCACACCAACAACUUCCUGUACGAGAACUACCGCUCGGACAAGCUCACCCUGAUGGGUGUCGCUCAGGACCCGAGCGUGUUCAAGGAGGUCAACCCGGCCGUCAAGCAGGAGGAGGAGCGUGCCCUGCACGAGCAGAAGCUCGCCAAGAUGGAGACCGAGAUGAAGAUGGUCUUCCAGCAGAAGGUGGCCGAGAAGGAAAGCAAGCUCAAGCAGAGCGAGGACGAGCUGUACGCCCGGCAUCGCGAGAUGAAGGAUCAGCUAGACCGGCAGCGCAGCGAGCUGGAGGAAAAGAAAAACCGCCUCGAGAGCGGCCGCCCGCUCGAAGAAAAGGGCAAGCGCAAGGGUUUCUCCCUUCGCUGA